Helobdella robusta is the source of this 711-nucleotide messenger RNA. RefSeq lists its product as hypothetical. The record is from RefSeq and is a predicted model, not a curated record. The transcript is spliced from 4 exons. Lineage: Eukaryota; Metazoa; Annelida; Clitellata; Rhynchobdellida; Glossiphoniidae. The coding region runs from base 1 to 711 and encodes 236 amino acids.
AUGUUUUUGUCGUUGUUGUUGUUGCUGCUGUUGUGGUUGUUGUUUUUGUUGCUGCUGCUUCUGCUGUUGUUGUGGAAUGCAUUUUUAUUGUCUAUGUCUAAAAGAAUAUGCAAAACCCUAGGAGUUAUAAGCAAAAUUAAAAAUAAAUUAAAUAAACCUACUCUAAUUGACCUGUAUUAUUCAUUAAUCUUUCCUCACAUCAUCUACUGCAACGUAAUUUGGGGAAACAGUCCUGACAUUCAUCUAAAACAGUUAACAAAAUGCCAAAACCGAUUCAUCAGAAUAUUUAAAAAUCUUCAUCCUCAUUGUCACACAAGUGAAUAUUAUCUCGAGAUGAAAAUACUCAACAUCAAAAACUUGUUCAUCUACCACGGUAGAUGCCAGCGCACGAACCCGCCCUGCAAGUACUUGCACCCACCACAACAUCUAAAAGAACAGCUACUUCAGAACGGAAGGAACAACCUUAUACGUAGAAACCUUCAACUCAAUGCAGCCGCAGCCUGCUUCCUACCAGCCAUGUAUCCCAUGUUUAUCUCUCCUUCUGAGAUUUUAUUUGAUGUUCAAAUGGUCUGCAUGGAAUUAGCAGCCGACGUCUGGCUGAGGUUUGACCUUGAAAUCGACCUUGAAAUUAAAGGUCACCAUCGGAGGUCAAGUUCAUUUACAUCUACUAAUGUGAUGCUUCUUGAAAAUUUAAUUCCACUUGAUAUAUGA